This is a messenger RNA of Leptopilina heterotoma, 4210 nucleotides long. It is a transcript of the gene ich, whose product is annotated as ichor. Gene Ontology annotation, cellular component: nucleus. The transcript is spliced from 2 exons. NCBI's taxonomy places the organism in Eukaryota, Metazoa, Arthropoda, Insecta, Hymenoptera, Figitidae. The coding region runs from base 1534 to 2973 and encodes 479 amino acids. The record is from RefSeq and is a predicted model, not a curated record.
GGCCAUCCAGUUCGGUUCUUCAUUGCCUACUUUUAGAAAUUAGUUGCAUUUCACCUCGUGUUUGGGCAAGCGAAGUGUGGUAUUAUAGAGUGUAGAAUGAAAGUUACUUCAACUCAAAAUCACAACAUCUAAGUUUUAAUAAAAUUCUCUAUUUAAUUUAAAAAUUGGGUAUUAAUUAUUUAUUUAAUUUAAUGACGUUUCAAACAUUGUUUUUUUGAUAUGGAAAGUGAAAUCGUUAACCAACAAAAACAACAUUAAGAAAACAAACUGAAAUCUAAUAAACAAAACAGAAAACAGUUGAAGAAAGUGCGAUUGAACAUUUAAAAGAUGAUUCUACGAAAGUUGUAAUUUAAUUCAGUGGUGAAGUUAACUAUUAUUGCUGGUUCCAAAAAGUUGAAUCAAGUGUAUUGACCAAAAAAUAAUCAACACUUAGGAAUACUGUUGUUAUUUAAUGUACUUAUGUGUCAUCUGUGUAUGUUUAAUCAGUUCUAAUUAAAAUUAGCUGCUGUUUAUCAUGGAUUUUGGAAUAACUAUGGAUGUUUUUACUGUUACGUGGACUAAGUAAUUGUAGGUCCAGUAUUAAUUUUAUCUUUCUUCUCUUCUGUUUUUGGUUUUUCAUUUGUACCUAUACCCACGUGCAUCGUGUAAUUGUGCUUGACGGAAAUUUCAAAAGUGUUUCUUACAGUGAAUCAAUUUUUUCGUGAUAAACUUGAAGGCAACAAAAAUUCCACUCUGGAUACCACGUUGUUUAUAUAUCCUUGCGGCACCGGAGGCGGUGACAGAACAUCUGAGUAUAGGUUCAGUUCCUGGUGGAAUCCUUGUUUAUUUUGGUCCUUAAUCUCAAGCAGAAGAGAAACAUAUUACGAUGAAGGAGCAUUAAAUAAUAAUUUCCUUUACUGUAAUUCAUAUUGGUUUACUUCUAUUUUAAUUACAAACCAUCAGUUUCUUCAAAACCGUAAUCAGUCACAGCAGUGUCUUCAGCAGCCAAAUCAUACAAAAACUUUGUUGCAGAAAACUGAUAAUAAUUACUGUUUUAUAAACAUCAAAGGUCUUAAUGCUUCAACAUCUUCAUCAAACUCUUUCGACGUUUUUUCGAAUACUUUUCCUACUAUUUCAUCUACAAUUAACAAACAAGUACUACAUACUUCACUUGCAUCUUCUACUACGACAAAAGAGAAAAAAACAAGUUUUUAUUCUGCUAAAAGUAGCUUCAUUUCCUUUGAAAAGGAAAUUUUCCUUUUUUUCUUUUCUUCCUCAAGUUCGACAGCAUCUUCAAUCAUCGAUGUUUCGACUAAUAAUCAAUUUACUGACGAUGAUGCAUUUAGUCUCUUGAAAUGUACUUCGUCAACGAAUGUAAGAAUAAAAUCAGAAAAUUGUGAUAGAAUUUGUUCUAAAGAUCAAAUUAUCGAAGAAGUACCUUCAUCUUUAUUUCUGUUUUUCUUGAAUUCAUUUUUCAGUUCCCUGUUUUCCCCUUUUCGCAAACCAAAUAAGAGCACAGAAGAAGAGGAUUCCAUUCCUUUUAAAAGAAAAGGCAUGUUCGAAUGUAAUUCUAUACUAGAAAGAAAGCAAUUUAAUCAAAAAGAAGGUGUUGCCAAAGGAAGACACCCAGCAUCUACUAAAAAUAGUUUGCAUGAUCCGAAAGUAGAGUUCUCUUCACUUAGUGUAAUAUCUCCAACGAUUAAUCCUUUGAACGAAAUGAAGUACGAAACCCAAUCAGGACCACCAACUGUACCGCAGCAUCUAACAUCCUCUGGAAUUGAACCACCACAUAGUAGUCAAACUAGUGGAAUUACUGUUGGAGGUUCACCAACAGAAAUAGUAGGUGUUGAAAGCCUUUUAUUAUCACCAUGGAGUGCUUCAGGACCAGAUUUUAUUGAAACUUCUGAUGUAAAGCAGACAGCAUCUGAUUUACAAGAUGCUUGGGACACUAUUCUUCUUGGUUCUUCAGUAGGCGUAGCAUCAGCUCAAACUCUUGCUGAAUUAAAACCUCUUCCACCUUUUACUGGUUAUACUGGACACCUUAGUAUUAACGGCAUUCCGGGACAUCACUAUCAUGCAAUAGCAUCCUCAGCUCAACGACCUCAUCUACAGUCAUCAUCACCGUCACCAACUUCAAAUCCAGAAUACUAUGAAGCUCCAGUUGUUUCUUCUAGUACGCCUUGUCCCCAGGUUAAUCAAAAGCAACAAAGCCAACAUCAACAACAACAGUUAUCGCAGUCAACACAACAAGUUGAUUACGAUAUUGAAGAUAUUGCCCAAAUUAUUGGAUCUGCUAUUGCUGAUACAACAGUACCUGGAGGAGGUAAUGAACCAAACUCUGAUCAUGACCCUGACGCAUCAAGAGAUUGGAUAGAUAUUGCAGAAUGGAUCGAUACCGCCUGUUCUCCAAAAUCUCACGAGCAAAAUUCUCCCAGUCCUUAUUCACAUAUUUACACAACAACAGCAUCAAAUAAUCAAGUUCAGCAACAUGGUUCUACUUUACAAAGUUUGUUAACUCAUGGAUAUGCACCACUUCUUCAAGCUAGGCUUCAAGCUGGAAAUGUAGGACUUCAAAACACUCCUUGUGGUGAGGCACCUUCUUCAACGAGCCCUUACCCACCUGUCAGUCCUCCAGGAAGAGUAUCAACAUCUUGUAGUCCAGAUCAUCUUUUACAUUCAUCUUUUACAACACCUUCGCAUCCCAGAAAAAGAUCUCGACCGAAUCCUGGUUCUCAAAAUCCUUCAAAGAAAAGUUCAGGUUCCACAUCUCUUUCUUAUGGGACCGAAUCAGGUCUUCUUGGUGGAAAGGAGAAACCUGUCCAUAGGUGUUCAAUAUGCAAUCGAGGAUUUCUUAACAAAAGUAAUAUUAAAGUUCAUUUGAGGACUCAUACUGGUGAAAAACCUUUUCGAUGUGAGGUUUGUGGUAAAGCUUUUAGACAAAAGGCUCAUUUAAUCAAACAUCAACAAAUUCAUAAAAGAAUUGGUAGGGAUUAACACUAAAUACCUUUAAAAAAUUCUAUUGUUAGUGUUAUGUGCCUUGUACAUAUUGGUCAUCUUUAAACGUGUGAUAUGAUACGAGAAUGGUUGUUAACUUAUAAAACAAUAAAUAAUAUUUAAGAGGUUUAAACAAAUAUUAAACUGUUUUUCUAAUAAUCGUGAGAUUAAACAUUACAAAUACAAAACCAUUAUACUAAAGCUUUCUUGUAUUGUUUUUAUAACUAUCUUAUGAUAGUCGAUCUCGUGUUAAAAGUUGUUAUUUUAAAUAUGACAAUUAAAUUGUAUCGCAUGUUAUACAUAUCUAAUAACCGCCUACACAUCGUACUGAAGUAAACUAGCUGCGUAAAUUGUGCGAACGCCUAAUUUUUUAUCACUGCAAAAAAUUGAGUUAGUUUUAAGUAAAUUAUAACAAAAUAUGUUAAAUUUAAAAAGUUAUUUAAAAAAAAGUUUUUCAAUAGAUAAGGUUAUAGAUUGAAAAAUUAAAAGCUGAUCACCACUUUUUCAAAACUUUUCAUUUUUUUGAAAAAUAGCAUAGUUUUUAAGAAUCUUGAAAAACACUGAUAAUCAAAUCUAAUCAUGUUUUGCAUAUUAUUUCUAAAUUAUAAGUUGAAAAAUAGCAAUUUUUUUUAAGAUAACAUUACAAAAAUGCUAUUUUUGGGAUAUUUUAUUUUAAAGUAAAAAAAUAUAUUAAAAAAAUUCGUAUAUUUUCCAAAUUACAUUGAGUAACAAUUUUUUAAUUGCGCAAAACUAUAAGACAUGAAUGAAAAUAAAUGUCAUACUUUUUUAACAAUUUUAAUAGCUUUCCAUGUCUUAAAGUGAUGAAUUUUUACUCAAUGUAGUUUAGAAAAUAUAUGAAUUUCUGCAGUGGUCAGAAAAUAGGCAUUCUCAUAAUUCGCCCCGGUGUAGUGUAAAAAUAAAAAUUAUAAGUUAAAUUAUGAUAAUAGACAAAUAAAUUAAUACGCAGAAGAUACCAGCAAAAAUGUUCAACUUAGAAAAGAUUAACUAUUAUCUUAAAAAUUAAAUAUGUAAUUGAAAAACCAAAAUUUCACACUUCAGUGAAUAUUGCCUCAUACGUUUUCCUUUUGUUAAACCUUUUUCAACACGGAUAAAAAUCGUCAGAUAAGUGGCUUUUUUGCACUACCUGGUGGGAGAAAAAUGACAUUUUGCGAUUUUUGCAAAAUACAGUACCGUCCGAAAUUGUCAGUCCACCCAUUUUCAAAGGAAUGACAAAAAU